Penicillium lagena is the source of this 1455-nucleotide messenger RNA. RefSeq lists its product as uncharacterized. Gene Ontology annotation, molecular function: transmembrane transporter activity. The record is from RefSeq and is a predicted model, not a curated record. Gene Ontology annotation, biological process: transmembrane transport. The coding region runs from base 1 to 1455 and encodes 484 amino acids. The transcript has 3 exons. Lineage: Eukaryota; Fungi; Ascomycota; Eurotiomycetes; Eurotiales; Aspergillaceae.
AUGGAUCCUGAAAAGUCCGCCACCAGAGACGACGUCGUCUCGUCGCCUGUCGAGCCACAACAGGAGGCCCGGAAUCGCAAGGAACCACGCCUGGAUCCGCAUGGGCUGCCACUCGUGCCCCAGCCGACGGAGCAUCGCGAUGACCCAUUGGUACGUCCUGGUCCUGGCUUACCCACAGCGAUCCAUCGACUGACAAUACUAGAACUGGCAUCCGGCAUUGAAGCUGAGCGUCGCGCUCCAGAUCAGUUGGCUGGCCCUGCUGGGCCCCUUUUCGUCCGCGGUCGCCAACCCGGCAUUUGUGUUGAUGGCCAACUGACGCUGUAUCUCGUCUUUGCCGGGAUUGGCCCGCUGCUGAUUGUGCCCUUUGCCCGGCAAUAUGGACGUCGACCCGUCUACCUGGCGGGCAACCUGCUCGCGGCCGUCACCAACAUCGCCGCCGGCUACUGUGAAACAUGGGCCGGCAUCAUGGUGACGCGCGUCUUCAACGGGCUGGGCGGCGGCUCCGCCAUGGCCAUGGGUGCGGCGGUCAUCUGUGACCUGUUCUUCCAGCAUCAACGUGGUGUCUACAUGGGCAUCUACACGCUGUGUCUGACCAGCGGUGCUCAUUUUGCUCCCUUGGUCGGAGGCUUUGUGGCCAACUCCCUCGGUUGGCGCGCCUGCUUCUACAUUCCAGGCUAUAUCCAGCUGGGCACCUUCGUCCUCUCCGUGUUCUGUCUGCCCGAGACGCUCUAUUCCGAGGGCCGUGACGAGCCGUAUCAGGAGCAAUCCUAUGCACAGAACCUCUCGUUCACGCGCAGUCAUGUUCCGGCUCGCCGCCCGCGCAUGCGAGACUUCGUCCGACCGUUUGAGAUGCUACGGCUGCUGCCGAUCCUCUUGCCCGCGAUCUUGUACAUGACCUGCUUCGGCUACGGCACCGUUCUCUUUGCCCUGACGGGAGCCCAGCUGUUCACCUCGAUCUACCAUUUCACCACGCCGCAGACUGGCCUGAUGCUGAGUAUUCCUCUUCUGAUCGGUGGCCUAAUCGGUGAGCUCAGCGCUGGGUGGGUGACGGAUUGGCUGUCCAACCGACACGCUCAGAAGAACAACGGCGAGCGCCUUCCCGAGGCACGGCUGCAUGCCAUCUGGGGAGCCCUGCUAAUUCCGGUGGGCAUCAUCAUCGAGGGCGUGUGCCUCUCGCACCCGGAGACGGCGCACUGGGUGGGCAGCGCCUUCGGCAUGGGAAUCGCCAACAUGGGCCUUCAGAUCACCACGACCACAAUCUAUGCUUAUGCGACCGAUGUAUGUCGGGCCCCGUCAUCCUUUCAAAGCCAUGCUAACCUUCUCAGUGCUACAAACCGCAAAGUGUGGAGAUAUCCACCGUCUUCAACGCCUUCCGACAGAUUUUCUCCUGUCUUAUCUCCUUCUACGCGUGAGUUCUGCCCCCGUUUGCGUCAAGUGCCGUCCACUGAUUUUUGA